AUGAACUCUGUGAAAGCUCAAGCAUUCGUGCGCCUUCAGUUCAAACGUCUGAAGCGAAACUUUUCCACGGCUUCCUUCAAGCUGCGAGAAGUUCGACAGCACGAGAAUGAAUCCGCUUUUGCGUGGUACUCCCGCCAAUUGGACGAACGGCCCAUUGUCACCAAAGCUGCUUCUGCUGCCGUCAUUUCGUCUACGGGCAACAUUUUGGCACAGUACAUCAAGUUCCAUACGGAUCAAGAAGAGGCCAAAGAAGACUAUGAAACGCGAAUGGCCAAUGCGAAUGGAGAAACCGCCCUUGCAGAGCUUCGAGAAGAAGAGAAGAAGUUUAUUGUGCAAUGGGGCGCAGUGGGUCGAUUUGCCUUUUUGAAUGCCGUCUUUGUGGCUCCAGUCUUGCACCAUUGGUAUUCCUUUAUCAAUCGUUCCGUUCCUGGAACCUCCAUUGCUCGGGUCAUGCAACGAACCUUUUGGGAUGAGUUUGUCUUUUCGCCGAUUUACAUCCCUGCCUUUUUGGGCGGUCUUUGGACUCUCGAAGGAACCUCACCGGACAAGAUCAAGACCAUGCUGUCCAACGAGCUGGGACAAAUCAUCGUGGCGGAAUGGAUUUUGUGGGUCCCCACCAUGUUGGUGACCUUUCGAUACGCCCCCGUCAAGUUCCAAGUCCUUGUUAUUAACUGUGUCGGCGUAGUCUGGCAGACUUUUUUGAGCUUCAUGGCCAACAAUGCCCACGACAAGCAAGAAGUUGUUGAUGACAACAAUAACAACAACAAGGUGGCAAAGAAAAAUCGGUUCAAGGAAGUCAUGGGUACUAUUGGUGGUAUUACAGAAACAUACUUGGACGAGAUUUUCUUCCAAAUUGAAGCAUGGUGA
Cylindrotheca closterium is the source of this 867-nucleotide messenger RNA. NCBI's taxonomy places the organism in Eukaryota, Bacillariophyta, Bacillariophyceae, Bacillariales, Bacillariaceae. The record is from the annotation of a GenBank genome assembly.